Messenger RNA from Podarcis lilfordi (Lilford's wall lizard), 17995 nucleotides. The record is from the annotation of a GenBank genome assembly. NCBI's taxonomy places the organism in Eukaryota, Metazoa, Chordata, Lepidosauria, Squamata, Lacertidae.
AUGCGCCGGUGCCCGCUCAUCUCAGUCUUACACCUCCCGGCUCUCCACCCCAAACACAAGCAACUGUCUCCUCUUCCCCACGGCUGCAUGGCUCCAGUCCUGGGGGAUCUGCCCUUCAGGAGAUGUUUAAGUCAGUUUUUGGAUCUCCAGCGAGAUCCCAUGCCAACAUGUACGGAUGUGUAAGCCCAAAUGAAGCAAGGUGUUUUGAAAUGUUUAUUUCAUUAUUUCCUGAGGAGAUAAACAAUUUGCUUCAAAUCCCUGAGACGGGGUGAGCUCCUGUUGCUCGGUCCCUGCUCCUGCCAACCUAGCAGUUCAAAAGCAUGUCAAAAUACAAGUAGAUAAAUAGGUGCUGCUCCGGCGGGAAGGUAAAUGCCAUUUCCAUGUGCUGCUCUGAUUCGCCAGAAGCAGCUUAGUCAUGCUGGCCACAUGACCCAGAAGCUGUACGCCGGCUCCCUCGGCCAAUAAAGCGAGAUGAGCGCCACAACCCCAGAGUCGGCCAUGACUGGACCUAAUGGUCAGGGGUCCUUUUUAUUGUUGCAUGCAACCCCAAUCUCCAAGCAGUGCGAGAUUCCAGGGCCCAGGGUUUGUGUUUCCUUUGGAAUGAAGGACAGCAGAGACUGUGGUAUCGUUAUGAUUUAUGGUUUGUUUACACAUAUAUGCAACCUGAGCCCACGGUUCACAGAAUUAACAACCCAAGAGAGCUUGCUUCCCCCAUAGCUACAGCCUUGGAUUCAAACAGAAAACAAACAUUGUUUGCUCUCUCUCUGUUUAGCUUCUAGCUCACAUCACUCUACUUCCUGUUCACAGCCCUGGCUUUAUCCUCUUAACUACUCAGAGUUGAGUGAGGGUAGAACUCCACCCAAUUGCCAUCUCCCACAGAGCUGCUUCCUUUGUUCCCCUUAAUGGCCCAUCACCCAAGCGAUCGCCUUAACAGGACGCUAACCUGACUGUCCCAAGAAUUAGAAGGCUUGAUUAGCUUUUAACACUUAUUUGAUCCACGGAUUAGGAGGGGUGUCUGCAAACAACCUAACACUGUCCCUCCAAACUCAUAACUAUUACUAUAGAUAUAGAUAUAGAUAUAUAUUCGGCUAUAUCUAUAUAUCUAUCUACUUAUCUAUCAUCUCCAUAUCAUGAUCUGAAGCAAUUUGAUAUGGAGCAGAGAUUUGCUGAUUAUUGUUAACAAAUGUCAGGUGAUUGAAUUUUUAAAAAUCCAGACAGUAUAGAGAGAUUUUGUCUCGGGGCAUAGCUGUCAACAUUUUACUUUUUUAAAGGGAAAAUCCCGAGUAGGAUUCCUCGCAAGAAAAGGGAAAAGUUGACAGCUAUGCUCAGGGGCAUGAUAAGGCACCUCCAAAAGUUCAGCCCCUGAACAUGCCAGCCUAUAGGGAGCAAGACCCUCUUAAGGUAUCUUGGUCCGAAAUUAUUUAGGGCUUUGAACUCUAGCUCCCAAACUUUGAAGCUGGCCUGGGGACAGACAGCUGGUGCAGAUGCUCUGGCACUGUUGUUACAAGCUGUCGGAAAGUUACUGAUAAUGAUGAUUUGUACUAGUGUCUACAACCGUCAGCGCCUCCUGAGAACUAGAGCUGUCAAGAGUGAUGUUUAGAAGGGGAAACCACAUCCCAUUUGCUGCCUCCUGAGAGUUGAGCUGUUAAGCUGUCAAGAGGCAGCUUUAAGAAAUAAACACUCCUACCCUCUGGAACAGAGGUCAGGUGCAUUGUUGUUUAAAGCAAGUAGGGAUAUUCACAACUGAUGAUGCAUCUCUUUGCUUGAUUUUUUUCCCUAAUCCUCCCCACCCACCCACCUCAACUGUGCCCUUUUCUUCCAAUGAGCCUGGGGCAGCAUGUGCAAUUUUCUCCCUCACCCAUUUUCAUCCUCACAACAGCUCUGCAAAGUAGAUUAGGGUGAGAAAUAGUGACCCCAACACCCAGUAAGAGAUCCAGUAGGGAUUUGAACUGUUCCACAUCUUUAAGAAUGCAUCUUCUGUUUAGGGAUUGAUGGAUAUUGGAAUUAUGUAUGUCCAUAUUUUUUGCUCUUUAGGACGCGCUCCGGACCACAAGACGCACCUAGUUUUAGAGGGGGAGAACAAGGGAAAAAAAUCUCUCCCUCUCUGCGCAGCACCUCUUCAGCUAAGCAGCAGGAGAAGUGGAGCCCCUUCCAUUUCUCCUCCCGCUUCGCUGAAGGGGCGCUGCGCAGAGAGGGAAAGAUGCGCAGCGCCUCUCCAGCGAAGCGAAGCCAGGAGAGCAAGAGGGAUCGGUGUGCACCGAUCCCUCUUGCUUUCCUGGCUUCAGUGAAAGCAACGCAAAGCUUCCGGAGUGCAGCGGGAGCUCCCGCUGCACUCCGGAGGCUUCGUGUUGCUUUCGCUGAAGCCAUGGAGUCUGCAUUCACUCCAUAAGACGCACACACAUUUCCCCUUAAUUUUUGGAGGGGAAAAAGUGUGUCUUAUAGAGCGAAAAAUACGGUAGAUCAGGAAGGGAGAACCCAAAUUCUCUCUAUCCAGGCCUAGCAAUGAUCUCCAUUCAAUGUGGCCAAAGUGUUUUUGUUUUGUUUUGCCUAGUCUGACUGUGUACCUGAACUCUGAUCAUGCCUCUGGUUAAGGGUUUCCCAAACUUGGGUCUCCAGCUGCUUUUGGACUACAAUUCCCAUCAUCCCUGACCACUGGUCCUGCUAACUAGGGAUGAUGGGAGUUGUAGUCCAAAAACAGCUGGAGACCCAAGUUUGGGAAACCCCAUUUGAGCUUCUCUAGAUGGAGGACAGAGUGCUGCUGCUGGUCAGUGUUGACAAAACUAAUUUAGACAAACCAAUGAUCCUUCUUGCUUCCUAUGUUCCAUGCCCCAGUAAUAAACAUUCUGUACAGGACAUUCUAUACAAAGAUCUCAAAAUAGCUGUCUUAUUACAAAAGAAUUUCAGAAAUAGACUGGAAAGAGAAGUUGCUGAAUUGCAACUUAUUACCAAACUUGAGACCUGGUCUGAAUAGAGACAUUGGAUUCUUAUCUCAUUAUACAUGAUAAAGCUAUUUUUAGCCAUCUCACCCAUUGCUUUUUCCUGUAAGACCAAUUGCAGUCGUUAACAGUCAUCAACAGGUUUACCACACCUAUCAGCCAAUCACCCAUUCCCACCACCCUUCUGAGUAAUACCCCUCCCCACCCUCUCACUAUAUAUAAGGCUCUGGUGACUUCUGUUUCAGUGUAUCUGAAGAAGUGUGCAUGCACACAAAAGCUCAUACCAAUAACAAACUUAGUUGGUCUCUAAGGUGCUACUGGAAGGAUUUUUUAAAUUUUUGUUUCGACUACGGCAGACCAGCAUGGCUACCUACCUGUAACUUGUCUGGACAUGUUUGCUAAGGUUGAACUGUCUUUCCCUCCCCUUUGGUGACAUGUCAGUGAUGUAAAGAUGAUAUAUCAAUGAUGCUGUGUGAACUGUAUUCUGGGAUGUGGUGGGAAGUUUUAAAAGUCAAUGUCGCUCCAUGCUCUGGGUUCACUCGCUGCUGUUGAACCUGUUGCACAACAAUAAAGGAUCUAAGUCUACUUACUGCUGUUUUGCUCCAAAUUGCUUGGCUGGAAUUUCCUUCUUUUACUGACCACAUGGACCCACGGGGGACUGGUACCUCAACGAGCUGGGCUGUCUCAACCCAGAAUUUUCCUUAAGAAGUAUAACUUUUAAAACUCACUUGUAAUAAGAUGAAGGAGGUUUUAAAAUUAAGUAUACUGUUAAGUAUACAGUAGUAUCUUGGGUUACAGACACUUCAGGUUACAGAUGCUUCAGGUUACAGAUUCCGCUAACCCAGAAAUAGUACCUCGGGUUAAGAACUUUGCUUCAGGAUGAGAACAGAAAUUGUGCGGAGGUGGCGCGGCGGCAGCGGGAGGCACCAUUAGCUAAAGUGGUACCUCAGGUUAAGAACAGUUUCAGGUUAAGAAUGGACCUCCAGAACGAAUUAAGUUCUUAACCCGAGGUACCACUGUAUAAGGUUUUAUGGACGUGCAUGAACCAGUAUAUUAUAAUGGAACCAAAAGGGGGAGUGGAGGGAAAUCGACCAAAAAUUAUGGUUUAAUUUGGUUAUUAUUAUUUUUUCUGCCGCCGCCCCCCCCGGUUUUGUUAUUUUUGGAAAAUCAAAAAAAAAAUGUUAUUAAAAAAAUAACCAUCCAGGGGUUCUUUACCCUUUUCACCCUUUAUGAAACUAAUGGACGUAAGCCACCUGUAUGCAGGAAUUCUCCAGCAUUUCAGACAGGACACAAAGCAUGAACAAUCCGUAUUAAUCUUUCUCUCCCUGGCAGGUCUCAUGAGAGUUUCGAGAAUCCUCCUGGCACUCGCUACGGUCACUGGCUUCGUGGCAGCCAUCUCCCUCCUCAUCUCCUGCCAAUGCUUGAGGCGUUGUGGGGGACCUUCCAACAUGCUGGUGUCCUCAGCAGCAAGCUUCACCACAGGUAAGGAAGAGGACUCCCCCUAGUUUCGGAAGGGCUCAGUGGCACAACAAAUGCUCACAUGCAAAAGGUCUCAGGUUUAAGGCUUCAUAGGUCAAAACCAGCACUUUGAAUUGGGCCCAGAAACUAACCGGCAGCCAGUUCAGUCGGCCCAGAUUUGGUGUAAUAUGCUCACCCCAUUGAGCAGCCUGGCCAUCAAAUUCUGCACCAGCGUUCAAUCCCAGCAUCUGCUGGUUGGCUAGGGAAAUCCUCUGUCUGGAACCUUGCAGGGCAGCUGCCAGUCAGUGUAGACAAUACUAAGCUUGUGUUGCCUGUGGCUUCAUGGUAGAGGAAUUUGUUUUGCAUGCAGAAGGUCCUUGGUUCAAUCUCUAGGGAGGGCUGAGAGGGAACCCGAGAGAGCCUCUGCCAGUCAGUGUAGAGACCAUUGGUAGGCAAACUAAGGCCCGGGGGCCAGAUCCGGCCCAAUCGCCUUCUCAAUCCGGCCCGCGGACAGUCUGGGAAUCAGCGUGUUUUUACAUGAGUAGAAUGUGCCCUUUUAUUUAAAAUGCAUCUCUGGGUUAUUUGUGGGGCAUAGGAAUUCGUUCAUUUCCCCCCUUCAAAAUACAGUGAAUGCUCGGGUUGCGAACGUGAUCCAUGCAGGAUGCACGUUCGCAACCCGCAGCAUUCGCAAGCCACGUCUGCUCAUCUGCCCACGCGCGGGUUGCGAUGCAGCACUUCUGCGCAUGCGGAAAGCACAAUUUAGUGCUUCUGCACAUGCGCGCCUGCCAAAACUUGGAAGUAACCUGUUCUGGUAUUUCCGAGUUUCGACAGUCCGCAACCCAAAAAAACGCAACCUGAAGCGGACGCAACAUGAGGUAUGACUGUAUAGUCCGGCCCCCCACAAGGUCUGAGUGACAGUGGACCGGCCCCCUGCUGAAAAAGUUUGCUGACCCCUGGUGUAGACGGUACUAAACCAGAUUGUCCAAUGGUUUGGCUCAGUAUAUGACAGCUUCCUACCUUCCUGUGCAUUCACAAGGCUUAUUUUGCAUGCUUAAAGCCUCCAUUCAACAGGUUCAUGAAAAAACCUGGAUCAGAUGGAUCCCCCAUCCCUACUCAGGUGGCAUCUCUAACUCACUUUUACUCCUUGUUAGGCAUCUUCGGCUUUGUCACAAUGGCCUCAUACACAGUCGACAUGACCCAGAAAGAUUUGAGUUCUGUCGGCCACCUUCACUUCACAUGGAGUUUCUGCCUCGCCUGGCUGGUGUUCACCCUCUAUGUCAUGAAUGGUGAGCUUUGUUAAGCCACAGUUUCUUGGGGCAUCCCUACUGGGAAACCGUGGUUCAAGUACUGCUAACAGGCCAGGAUGUUAUAUUAAGCCAUCACUUAUUAGGACAGCAAAGUGGAAGGUGGAUCGGAGCCUUAGGGCACAGUCCAGUAGGACGUCCUCUCAUGUAAGCCCUAUGGCAGGCAUGGUCAGUCUCCUUAGGCCUGUGACCUCCUUGGGAGUUUUGAGUGAGUGCCGAGGCACUAGCCCCUCUGAUCAAUUCUCUCCCUUCUCCUACAGGUCAGCCACCCCUCUGGGGGACUAAAAGAGAGUUAAAGUUUAGGUUUCCCAGGGUAUGUGGGUCAAAGUCAGAUCCAGUGGAAUUAAUCAGAGCCUUGCCUUGAACAGGACCUAGAGCUGAAAGAAGGAAGUUGGGAAGAGUGUCACUCUACCAACUCCUUCCUUUUACUCUAUGAACUUUUUGAGAAAGAAAAAGCUAACCAUCCUCACCAUCUCAUAACCAAGGAGGCUUCGUGGACAGCAGUGGAAGAUCACAGGGGCAUCGCUGUGCCCAUGGGCACCACAUUGGUGACCCCUGCCCUGUUGAAAUGAACAGGAACCACACAGGCCAUUUUGCAGAGCUCAUGUUCUUUCUAGUUUGGCUUACGCAGGAGAGCUUCCUUGAUCCCCAUAAUUUAACAGCUCUCUGUGUGUUUCCCAUUUCCAAACCUGGGGAUCAAAAUGCUUUCAGUGUGGCUUGCAUUAUUACUGUUAUGCACUGCGAGGAGUAAUUGGGAAGUGCCUGUUACCCUGAGCUCCUAGGAGGAACUAAAUCAAUUCAGUUCAACUUAAAAAAAUAGAAAAGGAAUAUGGACCUUCUUUUCUCCCCACAGGUUUCUUUAGCUUGAUGACACAUUUGCUGACCAUCCAAACUGGCAGCGAACAACAUUUCAACACAAUCCUCUUGGAAGGGAGCAUGCAGCAACCUGCAGCUGGGGACCACACAGCUAUGGGGCUGUCAGUUCUCCAAGGUCAGGGCCUGGCUGCUCCACCUGCAAGAAGCCCCCUCCCAAGCCCAUCCAUCUGUCUUAAUUCCACCAUAAUCUAAACUCUUCAACCUGAUAGUUUCUCAUUUCCCUCCCAUGCUAUUUUUUAUUUUAUUUUAUUUUGAAUCCGCAUUGUCUAUUAAAAAAAAUUAUCCAUCCUACUGCUUCUCCUGUAUUUUAUUUUUAAAAUAUUCCAAUGUCUGAUUUUUUUAAAAUAAACCAACACCUAAAUCUUGUAAUAAAGUUAUUUCCAUUUUCAAUGCCUGGUCUGUAACAGUUCCUUCUCUCGCUCCCACCAACCCCCCCCCCCUCCUUUUAGGUAAGUAAAGCCAAAGAGAGCUGUCCAUUUCACCAGGAACUUUUAGGGUCUCCUAACAACUCUCUGCACCCUUAACAAACUACAGUUCCCAGGAUUCUUUGGGGGAAAGACAUGGCUGCUUAAAAGUGACACGAGGCUGCUUCAAAUGUGCAGUGAAGACAGAUCCUUGGAGUGCUUAAAAAAUUAUAAUUCAUCUCUCUAAAUGGGUUUUCCCCUGACUGUGCUCCCCAGUACGAUGCGGUGUUUCUCUGAUGUUCUGAAAAAAUGGGUGGCAUCAGCACAGCAUAUGGAAAAUUGUGAUAGACUAAAUAUUUUCCAGCAUGGUGGAUGUGUAAUAAUAGUGAAACUAUCAGCUGCUAACUUUCUAAGAGGCAGAGUAGCCCUAUUAGGAGGGAGGAGGAAAGUGACAACUCUUGUAACUGGGUGUGCCAUGCAUAGAAGUGUGUGUGUGUGUGUGUGUGUGUGUGUGUGUGUGUGACAAUUAAAUAAAUAACCCUAUUAAAAACAGAAGUGAAAACACUUCAAAGCAUUUAAAAGCACACAAAAAUGAAGUAGAACACCCAUCCUCAAAAGACCUCGCCACAACGGCCAGUUAGUGGCCUAAAACUUGUGGGAACAAAAAAAAAAGUAUUUGCCUGCUGGUGAAAGGAAAGCAGUGCGGCAGACAGUCUACCCUCCUGUGGAAGGGAGUUCCACAGGCCCUCUCUUUUGUCCUCACUGAGCAGGCCUGUGAAGGGGAUAGGGCCGAGAUACAGGCCUCCCCCAGAAGAUUGCAAAGCCCAGGAAAGCUUACAUAGGGAGAUAGCCUGGACCUAAGCUGUGUGGAGGGACGCGGGUGGCGCUGUGGGUUAAACCACAGAGCCUAGGACUUGCCGAUCCGAAGGUCGGCGGUUCAAAUCCCCAUGACGGGGUGAGCUCCUGUUGCUCGGUCCCUGCUCCUGCCAGCCUAGCUUCGAAAGCACGUCAAAGUGCAAGUAGAUAAAUAGGUACUGCUCCAACGAGAAGGUAAAUGGCAUUUCCGUGCACUGCUAUGGUUCACCAGAAGUGGCUUGCUGGCCACAUGAACCAAAAGCUGUACACCGGCUCCCUCGGCCAAUAAAACGAGAUGAGCGCUGCAACCCCAGAGUCGGCCAUGACUGGACCUAAUGGUCGGGGGGGGGGGUCCCUUUACCUUUAAGCUGUGUGGAGACUAGUUGCCUUUUCUUUUUUUUCUUUUUUUUUUCUUUUCAAUGCAACAUUACAACAAAAAUUACAAACAUUGAAUCCAAAAUAAAACAGUACAAACAAGGAAAAAAAUGCAAGAGAAAAAAGAACAACCCCCCAAAAAAACCACACAUCUACAAAUAAACCCAUAUCAUCAUUCUAAUCUAGUCAUUACAUACAUAUACACAUAUUGACUUCCUUCCUUUGUUCUAAGACCUCGAAAUUUUUACUCUUUCUAAGUUGCUGUGUCUCAUGUAGAUUACCUCUAUCUUUCCACUUUUUACACCGUUUUUCUCUUUCCUUAACCCUGCAAAGCAUCAUUCAUUACAUACCAAUAUGCUUACUCCAUAUUGCCUUUCAUUUCAUAUAUUUGCCUCUAAACCAGGUGAACUCUGACCCCCGAUUCCCAGAGAUCCCGUGGGAGAGAUCCCAGACACUAGCAUGCAUGCACGGCCUUGUGUUCACCGAACAAUCCCCUUUGGAUUUGGGAUGUUGGUUUGGGAUGCUGUUGGGGGAGGGAUAUGAGAGCUGUGACAGUUUCCACAAUGUUUGCAUCUGACUGUUACGUUGAAUUAAAAGAAGAAGAAAAUUGCCAGCCUGGUCAGCUCCUCUUUGUGGAAUCAGGGGAGAGGUGCUGCCCGGGGCCUCAGGAAGCAAUCAGCCUUAGAUCAACCCUGAGAACAUUGCAGCAUCUCCCCACAUAAACCACAGACACUUUAGUCUCCCCCCACAAGCACCACUUCCCCAGGAUGGGGGGCACAGAGGACGAUAAGUGCUUAAAAAGGAAAGAGAGAGCUGCAGUAGAAUUUGGGGAUGACGUGGCAAAAGGAGGAGGGGAUCAAAUACACAGGGAGGAGGGAAAUGGGGAAAGCAGAGCUGAGACAGACUAUAGAAGAAGACCAAUAAGGCUCCUUCCCUUGCAACCAGAGGUCUGUCCUGACCCCAUGCUGACAAGGACCAGCCUUUCCUCCUAAAAAACCUCAAGCCAGCAGCUCCUGACACACGUUUUCCUGCUCUGGAGUCCUCAGCAUCGCUAUCUGACCAACACUUGUUCUCUCCGCAAAGAGAGCCAGGUAAGGAUGGCAACAGUUCUGCUCCUCUCUAACCCUCCCUUUUUAGAAAAAAAUAAGGCAGGCUCUUCCCCAACCUGGUGCCCCUUCAAAUGCUUUGAAGAGACAGUUUCCACCAGUGCCCCCAGCCAGUAUGGUCUGGAGUAAGGUUUAGGGAAAUUCCAAGAGCAGCUUCCAGCAAAAUAUAAAAACAAAAUAAGACGUCAAACAUUAAAAACUUCCUGAUACAGGGCUGUGUUUAGAUAUCUUCUAAAAGCUUUGUAGUUCUUUAUCUCCUUGACAUCUGAUGGGAGGACGUUCCACAGGGAGGGCACCACUGCCGAGAAGGCCCUCUCCCUGGUUCUCUGUAACUUCAAUUCUUGCAGUGAGGGAACCACCAGAAGGCCCUCAGAGCUGGACAUCAGUGUCUGGGCUGAAAAAUGGGGGUGGAGACGCUCCUUCAGGUACACUGGGCUGAGGCCAUUUAGGACUUUAAAGAUCAGAACCAACGCUUUCAAUUGUGCUCGGAAAUAUACUGGGAGCCAAUGUAGGUAUUUCAGGACCAUUGUUAUAUGGUCUUGCUGGCCAUUCCCAGUCACUUGUCUAGCUGCUACAUUCUGUAUUAGUUGUUGUUUCUGAGUCACCUUCAAAGGUAGCCUCUCAUAGAGUGCAUAGCAGUAGUCCAAGCGGGAGAUAACCAGAGCAUGCACUACUCUGGCAAGACAGUCCACGGGUAGGUGGGGUCUCAGCUGGCGUACCAGAUGAAGCUGGGAGACAGCUGCCCUGGAUACAGAAUUGACCUGCACAAGUGAUAUGCUUUCUGCAUCGUGAUUAUUGACAAAUAUUUCUGCCCAGUUCACAAAGCUCCAUCCUUCCUUCAGCCUACUUGGGGUGCAAAAGCCCCUACUGCUGCAGGUGGAGGCAGGAGAGGCGAAGAGGAAAUGCCUAACAGUUGUGCUGAGAUAGAGAUUCUGAUAGGAAUUGCUUCCUUUGCUCCUGCAGUGGCGAGAUUUUGGCAUUUGCAAAAUUCGUUCUUCUUACACUGUGGACAAAAAUGCCAUAGGAUUGCCCACUGCUCUGUUUUGCAAUGGUGUGUGUGCUGAUUUGAACUUUUUCUAUGGAUUAUUUCUGUAGAUCAUGGCAUGAGUAAAAGUUGGAAUAAGGCUGCAUUCACACGAUACAUUCAAGGCACAUUUAAGGCACAUAGAGCUGUUAUUUCAGUUAUUGGAUUUCAUUGGAUUGGAUUUCAUUGGAAACCCUUCAGAGAGAAAGGGCAGGCUAUAUACAGUUAAUAAAUAAAUAAAUAAAUAAAUAAAUAAAGAAGGGCUGAAUUAAAGGGGAAGAAUUGUAGCUCAGUCAUAGGAGCCAACUCCUAAGGGCCAUGGGGGCUUUGGCCCCCACAAUAAAAUAUUUGAAGAGGCCGGGCCCCCACAAAGCUGAUGGGCAUUCCCAUUCAAAUGGUGUGUGUGCACUGCAUCAAGGGAGGGUUACCUGGGCCCCCACAGUAUUUUAUUCAAGUUGGCACCCCUGAGCUCAGUGGAAGAGAAGCAAGUCCCAGGUUUCGUCCCCAGGAUCUCCAGACAGGGGUGGGAAUGUGGCCUGUCUAAAACCCUGGACACCUCAUUUCCAACUGUGUACUGUAGACAAUACUGAGCCAGAUUCAUCUCAGGGUUGGCCUAGGAAAGACAGACUGGAACUCUGGAGAGCCACUGUAGACCAGAGGUCUUCAGAUGUAACCCAUGGACCACUGGUGGUCCAUUGAAAGGUUGAGAAUAUCUGAGAUUAUCUGUUCUUGGCCCUGAAUUUGAUUGAGGCGGCAUGCACAACAUACACUUAAAGCCACAGUUACCGCACAUGACUUCAUGUCCUGCAGAGGAUCCUGGGAACUAUUUUGUUAAGGUUGGUGGGAAAUGUAGUUCUGGAGGGGAAAACUACUGGAUUGAUAUGUAUACCAUCCCAUUGAAAAAUAACGCUUCUGAAUGCUAGGUAAAGGUAAAGGGACACCUGACCAUUAGGUCCAGUCGUGACCGACUCUGGGGUUGUGGCUCUCAUCUCGCUUUAUUGGCCGAGGGAGCCGGUGUACAGCUUCCGGGUCAUGUGGCCAGCAUGACUAAGCUGCUUCUGGCAAACCAGAGCAGUGCACAGAAAUGCCAUUUACCUUCCCGCCAGAGCAGUACCUAUUUAUCUAUUUGCACUUUGACGUGCUUUCGAACUGCUAGGUUGGCAGGAGCAGGGACUGAGCAACGGGAGCUCACCCUGUCGCGGGGAUUCGAACCACUGACCUUCUGAUCGACAAGUCCUAGGCUCUGUGGUUUAACCCACAGUGCCAUCCGCACACUUAUUUCUUUGAAAACUGAAGAGGUUCAAGAGGAAACGUUCGAGGCCAGCCCUUUGCCUGCCAUGCUGGGUUUCUGCUUGCAGGGACUUUUGACUGCAACACAUAUAUUAAAUAUGUAACCCCCCCCACACACACUCACACACUUCUGAGGUCUGAAGGGGUGCAGUCUAUUCUACCACCCAUCCUGCUGCAUGCAGAGACCAGGACUCAGAAGCAAGGUUCCUUUGAUGUCAUCAACACUCAAAGUGUGAAGGCUCCAGGAAGUGGCUUAAGUUUAAAUAUGAAUCUGACUCUGUGAGCUGUCAUCAUAACCACUGAAUUCAACCCCCCUCAUCAUGUCCCUCCAGAAAGAAACAGUUCUAUUUACUUAGCACAUUUCAACCUUGCCUCUCCAGCCAGUGGCUUUCAAACUUUGUUCUGGGGGACCCCGUGGAGGACCAUCCCCAAGGUGGAGGGGUCCUGCAGCAAAACACUAUUUGGAGAGCCCCACAGCCAGCUGCAUGGAACAGCAGCAGGUUUCUCCAAGGCAGCCUGGGAAAUUUUAUUGGUGGCCCAAGCUGCGAACUCUGGUAUUGCCCAAGAAUGAUACACACUGACACCAUACCUGUAGGAAUGUCACCCUCCAGUGUAUACUCACAGAAGAAGAAGAGAAGAAGAGUUUGGAUUUGAUAACCUGCUUUAUCACUACCUGAAGGAGUCUCAAAGCGGCUAACAUUCUCCUUUCCCUUCCUCCCUCACAAUAAACACUCUGUGAGGUGAGUGGGGCUGAGAGACUUCAAAAAAGUGUGACUAGCCCAAGGUCACCCAGCAGCUGCAUGUGGAGGAGCAGAGACGUGAACCCAGUUCCCCAGAUUAUGAGAUUACUGCUCUUAACCACUACACCACACUGGCUCCAAGGGCCUAAGGACUUGGAUCUCAGGAAAUCUAUUGCACUCCCCCUCCCCUGAAUCAUGUUGCUAUCUAUUGCUAUUGCUAUUUAUUUAAAUCAGAACCACAGAUUUGGAUUUAGAAUUCAAUAAGAAAAGUCACAAAUACCAACUAUGGCUUUAUGAAGGCGAGUUAGUUCAAUCUAAUUAUUAUUAUUUUUAAAAAAAUUAGUUUUCCAAAAUUUUCAAACAAACAAACAUACAUCUUAAUUGUACUUAAUCCAAUCUUAGUAACAUUGUUAAGUGACUUCCUCAAAUCCCCCUGGCUGAAUUUCAGUGUAUAUCAUUGUUAACAGUUUUCCAAAACCAAUUUUCUCAUAAAUUAACUUAAUCACUUAACAUCUUUCUUUCUUUUCAUUUUAACUUUAAACAUGUUAUUCUCUAACAAUACAUAUAUAAAUCCUAAGCCUAUCUGAUAUUUGCAUUUUUUUCCAAUUAAGUUGGAAAAUUAACAUAUUUAACUAAAUAGUCUUUGAAUUUCAUCCAUAGUUCAAUCUAAUUAAACUGAGGCUCUAGUAAAAACCUGAUUUCACAAAAUCACGUUAAUGCAAUCAACAGUAAAUAUGAGCUAAAAACAUUAUAACUGCAUACACUUGAAGAUGUUUUGCCAAUAAUCAAACUUACCACAAGGGAGUACUAAAACUAUUAAGCACUAGGGUUUUUUUUUAGUUUUAUUAAUUACGCAUGGGUAGUUUAAUGUUUGAUGUGCGAAAUUCAUGCUAUUAUAAGUCUUUCAAGCCACACGGCAUCAUCCUCAGUGUAGACCCAUUGAAAUAAAUGAACAUGCCGAAGUUUGGUCCAUUCAUUUCAAUGGGUAUACAGUGAGGAAAACUUAGUUGGCUACAACCCCACUUUUUUUUUCAUCCAAGGCAGUAAAUACUAAAAUAAAUGUUAGGAAAAUACAGUUCACUCCACCUGGUUAGUGGCCCCUUCACUGCGCCACCUGUGGCACGAAUGUCUGUGAACUGAUCCCUCCCCACCUUGUGCUCCAAAUUACACCACCAUGGUUGCUUCUUUGCUUGGUAGCAGGCUGUUUGCCUUUGGCACCUUGUUACCCAAUGUUGUUUCCAUGCUUUCUGCUUCUGCGUUAAAUCCCAUUCUCUUGAUUGUGCCCUCAGGGUCCUUCCAGGCAAGAAACCAGCCUACGGGGUUUAAUUUUGCCAAGGCUCUUCCGUACAAUCGUAAGGAUGCUGCUCUGCAGAAUCUUAAGCAUACCGGUGGCUUCCAUAAGCAUCAUUGCUUUGUUCAUCGCCCUGACCACCGAUUACUGGCUGGUGGCUUACGGACCAGCUGGCAUCGCCCACAGUGGCCUCUGGCAGGAGUGCAUGGAUGGGAACUGCUGGACGCCAACCAAGGCUAAUGGUAAGGAGAAUGGUGGCAACUGCCAAGGGAUACCCCCUCCCAAUUCACAAAGGUUAUGGGUUGAGGGGGGGUCAUCAAGGUGCUCAGGGGCACCAGUGUGCCUGGUGGCACCUGCUGUGGCACUCUCAAAAAGUCUCAGUAAAAAAUCCCCUCAGAAAAUCCACCAUGCAUGUGGUACACGCAGGACCAGUUAUCAGAACACAAUGCAUUCUCAGGAAAUCGCUCGUUAGGUGUUUGCACAAUGAGUUGACAAUUUCCAUUGAUUUCUAUGGGAAACUUUCUAAUGCAUUCCUGACCACAGAAUUUUGACCCUGUAAUGAUGAAAACACUCAGGAAAACCAUCUGAAACCUUCCAAAGGCAAACAAGGAAGGGGGGGAGCUCUCUUAUUUGUCCAGUCUCCCUCCCACCCACCAUGGUUUCUGACAAAUGGCUACUACAGACCAGAAAAACACAAAAAUGAGGUUUGUUUAAGGCUGCUUAUUUGUUUACAGUACUGCAUGCAGGUCUGGCAGUUUGGAUAUCUGAAUCUGUGGUGCGUAUAGAGAGGUCUGGGUGCUCACUCUUCCUGUUUGGAUAAGUGAAUUUUUGUAUAAUGAACAUUUAGGUAGCGAGACCUGUGUGUACUUUUUGAUAUAACAACAACAACAACAACAGAUGGGGGAACUAUAUUCACCUCAAGCCAAGGUUACAUUUUGUAACCUUAGGCAAAUAUCCUCUUUCUCACACUUGGUCCUCUUUCACUUUGAAAUUGAAGCCUUUUCAGUUUAAACUGGAAAGUUACACUUUAAUAACUAAACCUUCAACAUAUCAUGGGUGAUAUCCAACCUUGGUUAUGCCCAUUAAGAUCAAUUGUGGCAAGUAACAUAAGUCUAUUGCCUUCCAUGGGUCUACUCAAUGGGCAUAACUAACCUCUUCUCUCUUUUUUAGGCUUCUGGAAGGUUCCGGGUACAAGGAAUGAAGGCAUGCUCAACUAACUCUUUCCACUUUCUAAUGCUUUGAUUUACAGAAUACAUCCUUGCCACACGUGCGUUCCUGAUCUUGGGUUCCCUGGCAGCUUUGGCCUCGGUCAUUUCUCUUACUGCCUCCUUCAUGCCUUGCGACUGUGGCUUCCUUGGCGGAGUCUUCGUCACGUCCAUCGUUGCCUUCACAGGUGGUAGGUGUGCCAAAGAUUAUGAGGAAGAACCUGGUCACGGUCGCAGGUGCUAAAUAGCCUCAUGGUUAUGCCCCACAUGCUGUCAGCUUCCACUCGCCACAAUGGCUAUGGUCUACCUCCUAUAUCGGAGACAGUAUGCCCCUCAAGACCAGUUGGUGGGAAUUGCAAGUGAGGAGACGGCGGCUGUGUUCUGGGCCUACUUUUGGGCUUCCCAUAAGCACCUGGUUUUCCCCUGGGAGAAAUGGACGCUGGACUAGAUAGGCUUUUCAGCUGAUGCCGUGGGACUUUUCUUACAUUAUUAUCCUGCGAAGAGAUCAGGCCUGGCUCUAGAAUUGAGAAAGAGGAUCUUGUAAGGGGGAAAGGACUGCUGGAGCAUAGAAAGGGGUGAAUAGAAUACCUCCGGGAUUCCAAUGACGUACUUAGCGUCGAGGGCAGCCUUUCUCAACCUGUGGGUUCCCAGGUGUUGUUGAACUACAACUCCCAUCACCCCUAGCUAGCAAGGCCAGAGUUCAGGGAUGAUGGGAGUUGUAGUCCAACAACAUCUGAGGACCCACAGGUUGAGAACCACUGGUCUAGGGGGAAAUCGUCCAAAUGUCCAGAUUUUUGAAAACUCCGCUAAAAAAGCUCAACAACUUUUUGUGUCUGGAUUUUUACUUCUUGAAAUAUGGCAACCCUACCCUAUGAGACAGAGCCUAUGCAUCAGCUUCAUAGUUGGGAAAGGAUGAGAUAAGCCUCACAUUGCAAUCCUGAUUUAAACCAACCACCCCUACGCCUGUAAUGAAAGCAAAGGGGAAACCCAUCAGAUGUAGUAGGACCCAUGUACCCUUAGUGCAAUAACCUACAGUUUGCACUUGGAUGUGUGAACCAUGCUGUGAUCUUUUUAGAUGACGAUGAUGAUACAAGAACAUGGAGACACCAAAAAUUGUGUUAUGAUUGAGGAGGUAUGACUGAGGCGGUACAAUGGGGCACACCGCCCCGCCAACCUGUCUGCCCCCAGGCAGCCCUCACCUGCCUGCCUUCUGACUUAUGACCAGUCUAGGGGGAGGCCCCAGCUGCUAGCUUCCUCCUUCACAGCUUUGGUGUUUCUUCUGUAGAAUUCAGCAGGGAGGAGGGAGGGGCCAAAACCAGAAUUAGUUGAUUUUCCCUCACUGCCUCUGGCGGUGCCACCCACUGUUCGUCUCCCUGCCUUCUGCCCUAUCAGCAUCAAUGAGCACCAGCCAGUAGGGUUAGAUCUGCAACAUACAUACCAACCAGCCCUUGAUAAUUGAGUGGUGAGAUUGCCUGUGUGAAUCAGUGCUAUGUUGGCUGCCCUGACUCCUCUGCUCUUUUGUAGCAGUCUUCACUCUGGUUGGUGUAGUCGUAUUCACCACUGAAUCCUGGGGGAAGAACAGGGACCCUCAAAUCCAGCUCACCUAUGAAUGGUCCUUCUAUCUUGCCUGGGUAGCAUUUCCCAUGCUGUUCCUGACUGGUGAGUAGGGAGAGUGGGGAAGGGAGUUAGAGUCAGUUCACAUUUAAAGGCAAACCUGCCUCAUUUGUGCUUUCUGAAACAAUACGCAAGGUGAAACAGAAGCAGCCGUUCACAUUUGCACUCCUCUGAAUUUUGCAAUGCGUUUCUCCAGCAAUGCAAUGUGUACAAAAAUGUGUACUGAGGUGAAAUGUAUAUAAAGAUGCAUGUACAGUCAUACCUUGGGUUACAGAUGCUUCAGGUUGCACAUUUUCAGGCUGUGCACUGCGCUGAACCCGGAAGUACCGGAACUGGUUACUUCUGGGUUUUGGCGCUCGCGCAUGCGCAGAAGCGCUAAAUCACACUUUGCGCGUGCGCAGAAGUGCCGAAUUGCAACCCAUGCAUGUGCAGGCAUGGCGCUGCAGGUUGCGAACGCUGCAGAUUGCGAACGUGCCUCCCGCACGGAUCACGUUCGCAACCCAAGCGUCCACUGUAUUAGUGAAAACAACAUGCAAGAAUGCAUUGUGUCAAAGGAAAUUGCUUUGCAACGAUGUGUGCGUGAGUGAAAACUGCAUACAAGCAUGUAUAUUUUAAGGAGAAAUUUGCACUAAAAUGCUGGUGAAUUUUCAUGACAGCUUAAAAAACAACCCCACAAACUGAUUCAGAACUGGAGAUAACUGAAUUUAAGAUUGCAAAGAUGAGCGACCAAAAUGGAUUGACUCACCUACACCCUAGCAUUGUGUAGGCAAUGUGAACGCUCAUUCCAAUGCCCUUUUGCCACCGCGUAGCUCUGCAAAGUAGGUAGCUCUAUAGCAGCACCUCACAUGUGUGACAUGCACUGUCAAUGGACCUUCAGCAAGCUACCUGAGAAGAAGACGAAGAAGAGUUUGGAUUUGAUAUCCCGCCUUUCACUCCCUUUAAGGAGUCUCAAAGCGGCUAACAUUCUCCUUUCCCUUCCUCCCCCACAACAAACACUCUGUGAGGUGAGUGGGGCUGAGAGACUUCAAAGAAGUGUGACUGGCCCAAGGUCACCCAGCAGCUGCAUGUGGAGGAGCGGAGACGCGAACCCGGUUCCCCAGAUUACGAGACUACCGCUCUUAACCACUACACCACACUGGCUCUCUGAGGUUCUGGAUUCUACAUUGCACAACCACCAGCCUAUAGGCAGUCUCUGGAUAAGUAAGGAAACAUUCGCUUCACACAAAAGGAAGGGCUUCGCACAUGCUCAUUAGCACUUUGCCCAUAGGUCUCUUUAAAAACAAAUGCUUUCCCUUGGACAGAAAUGAACUCUGCACAUGGUCAGAGGCACCCAGCCUCCAGUGAGAGUCAGAAGGUUGAUAAACAGAAAAUGCCAUGUGAGGCUGGCUCUGGCUUCCUGAGGCCGUUCCACUUGGAAUUUACUUCUUCAUCUCAUGUUCUCUCCUUCUGUCAUUGCAGGUAUCUUCAGCCUUGUUGCUCACUUGCGCCCUUCGAGGCCUGGCUAUGAGACUGUGUGA